AUGUCUCGCGCAGGACAUAGAGGCGAUAUUCGAGUUAUUGAUUUGAGGGGAGACAGCGGCGACGAAGCAGAGGAAUGCAGCAAUGCCGUAUUGUGCCCCAUAUGCUACGAGCACCUGCCCAACGAGGGUCCAGUGGCCACCAUCUGCGGACACCUGUUCUGCUUCAAGGGCCUGAGGAAUUGGAUAAUUGACUUGACGGGCGAAGACGAUGGCAAGAAAGAUGGCCAGGAAGCGCCCCAAAGGCGCCGUCCAACCCAGAAGAGCAUUCGCGGUGCCCGUUGUUGUCUUUGCUGCAAAUUCCUGAAGAAUGCGUCGCCAAUGGUAGCCACCUGUGGACAUCUCUUCUGUUCGAACUGCUUGCUGGGACUAAUGGAAACUGUUUCGCAGUGUUCCUUUUGCGGGCAAGACCUGGACGAGGAGUCCAUUUUUCCAAUAUAUCCCAAGUACAAGGAUUAA
Drosophila persimilis is the source of this 456-nucleotide messenger RNA. RefSeq lists its product as uncharacterized. The record is from RefSeq and is a predicted model, not a curated record. Lineage: Eukaryota; Metazoa; Arthropoda; Insecta; Diptera; Drosophilidae. Bases 1 to 456 code for a protein of 151 amino acids. The transcript is spliced from 2 exons.